AUGGGUUCCAACGAACACGAUGCUGAGGCCCUCGUGCAUUCUGAAGACCCUGGUCACCCAGCAAACCACAUUUGCACGCUUUGCGCAAAGUUUUACAACUUGGGCUGGGUGACAGGCACUGGCGGAGGAACGAGCAUACGCCAUGAAGACAAGAUCUACAUCGCGCCCAGCGGCGUGCAGAAGGAGCUUAUGAAGCCUACCGACAUGUUCGUCAUGGACUUCAACAGCAAAGAGUACUUGAGAAGACCACAGGUCCUUAAACCCUCGGCAUGCACUCCGCUCUUCCUCGCAGCCUUCGAACGCGGCGCCGGUUGCUGCAUCCAUACCCACUCGCAAUGGGCCGUCCUCGUGACCCUUCUCGUCGAGCGCGACUUCGGAAAAGACGCAUGCUUUGAGAUCGAAGAAAUUGAACAAAUCAAAGGCAUACCGAAGGGCAGAGGGAAGCAGGGCAACCUCGGCUACUACGACCGUCUGCGCAUACCAAUCAUCGAGAACACGGCGCAUGAAGAGGACCUGAGGGAGAGCUUAGAGGAGGCGAUGGAGAAGCACCCCGAUUCCUAUGCGAUUCUUGUGAGGCGACAUGGGAUUUAUGUGUGGGGUGAUAAUGUGCAUAAGGCGAAGACGCAGUGCGAGAGUAUUGAUUACAUCUUGCAGCUGGCGGUCGAGAUGAAGAAGUUGGGUCUGCCAUGGACGAAGUGA
Alternaria atra is the source of this 699-nucleotide messenger RNA. RefSeq lists its product as uncharacterized. Gene Ontology annotation, molecular function: methylthioribulose 1-phosphate dehydratase activity; metal ion binding. The record is from RefSeq and is a predicted model, not a curated record. The coding region runs from base 1 to 699 and encodes 232 amino acids. NCBI's taxonomy places the organism in Eukaryota, Fungi, Ascomycota, Dothideomycetes, Pleosporales, Pleosporaceae. Gene Ontology annotation, cellular component: cytoplasm. The transcript has 3 exons.